Messenger RNA from Neofelis nebulosa (Clouded leopard), 1059 nucleotides. It is a transcript of the gene HTATIP2, whose product is annotated as HIV-1 Tat interactive protein 2. Lineage: Eukaryota; Metazoa; Chordata; Mammalia; Carnivora; Felidae. Gene Ontology annotation, molecular function: oxidoreductase activity, acting on the aldehyde or oxo group of donors, NAD or NADP as acceptor; NAD binding. The coding region runs from base 30 to 908 and encodes 292 amino acids. Gene Ontology annotation, biological process: import into nucleus. The transcript is spliced from 6 exons. The record is from RefSeq and is a predicted model, not a curated record. Gene Ontology annotation, cellular component: cytoplasm.
UGCGCGCACUUGGGAGGGGCAUCCGCCGAAUGGGGCGAGGGGACGCGGAUCCGCGGGGAAGGGGGGAUUCCCUGAUUCCCGGGCCCGCGGCGCUAAGCGCGGCGGCGGCGGCGGCGGCACUGUUGGCCGCCUUGCUCCUGCUGUGGCUUGAGGACGCGGGGCCGGGGGCCGGCUCCAGCAUGGCCAAGACUGAGGCGCUGCCGAAGCUUCGGGAAGACUUCAGGAUGCAGAAUAAAUCUGUCUUUAUUCUGGGGGCCAGCGGGGAAACCGGCAGAGUGCUCUUAAAAGAAAUCUUGGAACAGAACCUGUUUUCCAAAAUCACGCUCAUUGGCCGGAGAAAGCUCACCUUCGAUGAGGAAGCUUAUAAAAAUGUGAAUCAAGAAGUGGUGGACUUUGAAAAGUUGGAUGACUACGCUUCUGCCUUUCAAGGUCAUGAUGUUGGAUUCUGUUGCCUGGGUACCACCAGAAAAAAAGCCGGGGCGGAAGGAUUUGUUCGUGUCGAUCGAGAUUAUGUCCUCAAGUCUGCGGAGCUGGCAAAAGCUGGAGGCUGCAAACAUUUUAACUUGCUGUCCUCUAAAGGAGCUGAUAAGUCGAGCAAUUUUUUAUAUCUGCAAGUUAAGGGAGAAGUGGAAGCUAGGGUUGAAGAAUUACAAUUCGAACGUUACUCUGUGUUUAGGCCUGGAGUUCUCUUGUGUGAUAGGCAAGAAUCUCGUCCAGGUGAAUGGUUGGUUAGGAAGUUCUUUGGCUCCUUACCAGAAUCUUGGGCCCAUGGGCACUCUGUGCCGGUGGCGACUGUGGUUAGGGCAAUGCUGAACAACGCAGUGAACCCAAGUGGCAAGAAGAAGGAACUGCUGGAUAAUAACGCCAUCCAUGACCUGGGAAAAGCCGAUGAUUCUCUCAAGCCGUGACCACACUGGGGAAAUGCUUCCCUCUGUAAAAUGCAACACUCCCCACCUAAUUGGUACUCUCGGUGUCUAAAAGAAGUCAUUGUGUCUUAACUGCGGUUUCACUAUUCUCAGCUGCCCAGAUCCAGUAAAAAAAUUAUUGUGUUCUGCAUCA